Messenger RNA from Pantherophis guttatus, 7805 nucleotides. RefSeq names its product ubinuclein 1 (gene UBN1). Gene Ontology annotation, cellular component: nucleus. NCBI's taxonomy places the organism in Eukaryota, Metazoa, Chordata, Lepidosauria, Squamata, Colubridae. The record is from RefSeq and is a predicted model, not a curated record. Gene Ontology annotation, biological process: chromatin organization.
GGGGCAACGGGGCCUUGCUCUCCGCCUCGCCAACUGUAGUUGCGGGAGGAGUGGGGGGGCGGGUUGAUAAUAAGCGGCGCCCCUCACCCUGUCGGGACGCCUUCCCUUCAUCCCGGCUUCCAGCAGCAACCGAGCGGGGUUGUCUCCUAAAUUGCCUCCUCGCUCUCUGGGCCCAACUCGCCGCGUGCGAAGGCCGGGACUCCGACUGGGUCGGCCCCAAACGAGGUGAUAGUGGGGGGGAGGCCCUUUGGGCCAGAACUGAGCAGCAGGAUUACUUCCCCCCACCACCAUCAAAAAAAAAGAAGAAAAUAAUUCGGGGUGCAGCCAGAGAUUCUUCACAGAGCAGCUGGAGAGGAAGAAGUCUCCCUUGGCCUCCUUUCAGAAGACUUCGAACCCUCCUUUGGGAUGGAUGCCCUUCAAAUUCAGGAAGAGCACGUAGAAAGAAACCUGUGCGGAAGGAAGUUCUCAGGAACGCUUCCUGCCGGCCAUUGGACCCGAUGAAUCGGCAUCUGAAGAACGACGGGCCUAGAUUCCGGUUUGCCUGAAAACUGGAGCUCAUGUGUUCAGUGUCCUUUGAUUAUGUCAGCCCGUUGUGUGGGAAACCCUCUAAUGCACAGUACUGUAACCCAGGCUGACUUUUAUAGCCGCAUAGGAAAUUGUAUAAAAGUUGUUCCCUUCAGAAAAUCAUUUCUGUCCGUUUGCCUUCGCUCGCUGCUUGAAACACAGCUGGACUGCGUAGUGACCAUCACUCCAAGGGCUGGAAGUUAACCCCCGAAAGGUGUUGCUAUGGGAUGAUUCUCCAUUUAGGAUAAAAACAGAGACUCUUUAGGUUACUUUCGAAGUUGUAAUCUAAGGUCAGCAUUGACUUUGGUCUUCAGCGGUCAGUUCUGAGCGCGUGCUAACCGUGAACGCUCCCGUACCUACACCUGUGGCCUAAAGCGAUGGAAACCAUGCCUUGAGAGUAGCUGCAACAAACGCAUAGCCAUGACGGAACCCCACCGGGUGCAACUCACCUCCUUAUCAGGCCCGCUGGGUACCACUUUGCUGAAAAAACCUCGGUGGGAGGAUGUCGCCAAUCCAGAACACCCUCCAGAAUCUGAGCCUGCAGCUGCAGCCGUACGCAUCGCCCUCUCCCUUUUUGAGCCAGAUCACAAGCGCUGCCCGGAAUUUUUUUACCCGGAACUGCUGAAGAUGACGCGAGGCAAAACAAAAAGCAGUUCUGCAGGAGAAAAGAAAAAAGACUUUGCUGAUCCCUUCAACGACGAAGAAAAGGAGAAGCACAAAGCGGAAGCCCUUACCAGGAAGUUUGAAGAGAAAUAUGGAGGAAAGAAGCGCAGGAAAGACCGUUUUCAGGAUUUGAUUGACAUGGGACAAGGAUAUGAUGAAUCAGAUUCUUUCAUUGAUAAUUCUGAAGCUUAUGACGAGCUUGUUCCAGCAUCUCUAACAACCAAGUAUGGAGGCUUCUACAUCAACUCUGGAACUCUGCAGUUCCGACAGGCAUCCGAGUCUGAAGAUGACUAUAUCAAGGAGAAAAAGAAGAAAUCUCCUAAGAAGCGGAAAUUGAAAGAGGGAGGUGAGAAGGUGAAGAAAAAGAAGAAAGAUGACAAUUACGAGAAAGAGAAGAAAUCUAAAAAAUCGAAAUUUCCAAAAACUGGUUUCACAGCUCUGAACGCCAGCAAAGAGAAGAAGAAAAAGAAAUACUCAGGGGCCUUGAGCGUCAAGGAGAUGCUGAAGAAAUUUCAGAAGGAAAAAGAUGCCAAGAAGCAGAAGGACGAUGAACCCAAACUUAGCAUUCCCUCAUUGGCCGAAACCCCAGCUCAGCGGGAAGUGGAGUCCGUGCCCGACCCUCUUCUCUCUCUCUUCGGCCACACGAGUGAAAACGAACUGCUUCAGGCAGCCACAGCCAUGGACUCCCUGACUGACCUGGACCUGGAACAGCUUCUGAGUGAAUCUCCGGAGGAAAGCCCUUUUAUGGAGAUGGAAAAUGGAAGCGAUCCCCUGGGAGCAGGCCUGGAACCCGACCUCAAGCAGGUCCCUCCCUCCCUCCCUGAGGGGCUUCCAGAACCACUGAUGAAGCGUGUUGAAGAGCUUACUCAGGCUGCCAGAGCUGCGGAGAGAGAAGGCAAACACAAGUUCUUCAACCAAGACAUGAAUAGCAUCUUACUGGAUAUAGAGCUGCAAACCCGGGAGCUGAACAGCCAAAUGCGAUCAGGGGUCUACGCGUAUCUGGCCUCCUUCUUGCCCUGCAACAAAGAUACUCUGGUCAAGCGAGCCCGGCGACUUUACGUGUAUGAACAGGGGGGUCGGCUGAAGGAGCCCCUUCAGAAGCUGAAAGAGGCCAUUGGCAGAGCAAUGCCUGAGCAGAUGGCCAAGUACCAGGAAGAAUGCCAAGCACACACCCAGGCCAAGUUUGCCAAGAUGCUGGAAGAGGAGAAGGACAAGGAGCAAAGAGACCGAGUUUGUUCGGAGGAUGAGGAUGAGGAUGAUAAAGGAGGAAAGAGGAUCAUGGGACCUCGGAAGAAGUUUCAGUGGAAUGAUGAAAUCAGAGAUUUGCUCUGCCAAGGUGUGAAGAUGAAACUGGAUGGGUAUGAUGUGGAGAAGAACAAAGCUCAGUCCAUGGAAGACUACGUAAAAACAUUCCUAGACGCUGAAAUCAAACCUCUUUGGCCAAAGGGAUGGAUGCAGGCCAGGACAUUGUUCAAAGAAAGCAGAAAAGUGCACAGUCAUCUCACUUCAAUCCCAACAAAGAAAAAAGUGAUGGCCCCUCCAAAGGUGAAGGGAAAGGAGCCUUCUGGCAAACCUGAGAAGAAGAUUCCCCUUCCCAUCCCAUUGAUCCACUCCAGCGGUGCAGUUUCUCUUUCUCCAGACUCCCAGGGAGUUGUUGUCGGCCUCAGCCCUCAAACUAGGGAACUGUUGGCUAUGAGUUCAAAUCCAGUCACCAGCACCAUGGCCGCUCCUCCUCUUCCUCCCCCUCCUCCUUUCACCUUGGACGAUUCCCUCGACGAGGACUUGAUCCAUCACACAACUUCAUCUUUGGAAGCUGUCUCCAAGGAACUGGCUGCGCUCAACAGCCGGACGGGAGGCAGCAGCCCUGACUUCACACUCUCUCCAGCUCUGAAGACGCCCGUGGAGAAGCCCUCGACUCAGACCAGCUUGGAAGAGAAGAGGAUCUUCCCCAAAGCAGCUCCCGCCCCUGUUCAUUCAGCUGCAGGAGGCUCUGUGCAGUCUCCACUCAACUUCUUGGCCGAACAGGCGUUGGCGCUAGGCCAAUCUCCUCAAGAGAAAAAAAUUGAGGCCCCCGCUUACAAAGAACUCCCUUGCCAGAGUCCUCCUUCCAAGCAUCUGGAUGCCCACCAGGCCAAGCCGAAACACCACAGCCUGCCCCGUGCGCUGCAGCAGGGCCCUCAGACGUCAACCCCGGUGCAGACUCCCCAAGUCAAAGUGUUUCCUCUGGUUGCUCAGCAGCAGAAAAGCUUCCCCCCUUCCCCACCUUUUGUCAAGCUGCAGAACCCCAAGAUCGUCUCCCCGCUGGCUCAGCGCCCUCUCCUCCAGCAACAAGUCAAGACCCCCACCAAGGUUCCCACCUUCCAUUCUUCCUCCUCUCCUUCCUCCUCCUCCUCCUCCUCAACCAUCUCUCCCAAGACCCCCAAUUCUUCGGUCUCUCUGAGUUAUGUCGGGAAGCAUCCCAGCAGCCCUAGCUCCUCAGGGCAGCCUUUCAAGUCACCUUUUGUGGCCCUGUCCAGGCACGUGGCUUCUGCCGGAAACGUAUCAUCCGGCAUUUCCUCGACGCAGAGCUCCCCGUCUUCGAGCAACAUCCUGCCAGGUGCCUCUGUCCCUUCCGCUGGGCAGGCUCCCAGUCGCUCCUCGCCCAGUUCCAUGGUGAAGAAGACCCUCGUCCCUCAAAAGCUGACUUUGGUGGCUCCGCCGGGAGGUCCCAACGUCAGCUCCAGUGGAGGAACGCAAGGAGUGGCCAAGUUGCUGACAUCUUCCCUGAAACCUGCCGUGGUUAGCAGCUCCGUAUCCUCUACCUCUGGGCCGAAAGGAACCGGUGGAGCAGUCCUGCUGACCAGUUCGUCUUCCUUGAAUGUCCUGUCUCCUUCCUACAAAUCCAACAGCCCAAAGCUGCCCACUGCACUGAGCUCUACUCCGCUGGGGAUUAUAUCACCAAUCCAUUCCUUCCCUCUUCACGUGAUUUCCUACAGCUCGGAUUCUUCAUCCAAGGCUGGCGUGUCGAAGGACGUGGUAGUCACAGGACCGGCCCCAGCGACAUUCCAUCACAGCGUUGGCCAUAGGAGACAGUCCAGGCUGCCCCUGCUAGCUCAUUCCUUGAGAACUGCACUUUCAAGUGAUGACUUGACCUGUGGGAAGGGAAUCGUUGCUGGGAUUUUGCCCCAUCCAAUGCCCUGCGCCCCUUCAGGUCUUCUGGCUGGGUUGUCCACCAGCCUCCAUCAGGCAGGGCCGCCUGCCCAUUUAUCCCACAGUUUGCCAGAUAGUUCUCAGCUACACAGCAAAGGGCCCAAUGUACAACCGCGGAAAUUGUGACAGUUCUGGAAAACAAAACAAAAAAAAAAGAACACAACCAGCUCUGGGAAAAAAAGCCUGCAGAAUGCAGCAAGGGAGCCUCUCCCCUUACUUACUUCCUUGCUCUUCCUUCUUCGGUGGAAUCGAUCUGUAGGUCCCCCCACUUCCCUUUAUCCCAGUUUGGACUAGAUUCUUCCCUGGUGGAGGGGCAGGGGGAGGAUCGGGGAAGGAGGAGCUGUCUGAGCCAAAUGCUGAGGAAGGAAGCAUUUCGCAGGCCCUACUCCUCACUUCAAGUUCCUCCAGGGUCCAGAUCAGGGGGGAGGCGAGAUCCUUUUAACAGAUCUCCAGAAGCCAGGUUCCAUGUGUCCCUGCCAGGUGCCUCUUAAUUCUGCAAGCGGAGUCUUGUAAAGGCCCUCGCUUCUGCUUGCGGAUGGACUGGCUCAUGGAAGGUCGGCCCUGAGUGAAUCUGGGGGGGGGGGGGGGGGGUGAUUCUCCUCCCCGAAGGCACCUUUCCGAAAGCUUUGCUUGAUCCUUGCCUGGAAGAUCUUUCCUCCUCCGUGGCAGCUCACUGGUCCUCUCAGAAGGAAGUGAAAACUUUUGAGAGGCCUUAAGAUGCACUUGUGGACCUCGAAACGCCGAUUGGGGUCUUCUUUUGGCCGUUCUCUUGCCCUGCCUUCUUCCCUUUCCUCAACACGCCCAGUUCUCCCCCUUCUCUCCACUGAAGACAUCGGAUGGAGCUAAGCCCAGCCCUCCCCCCUUCCCCCCCCCCCCAUGGGUCAAUGUGUAUAACGAAGCUGUCAUUUCAGUGCCUUUUGAUGGUGGAGCCAGAAUGCAACCUAUCCCAAGCUCUCUUUGGUUUUUGGGGGUUUUUUUGGGGUGGGAGCUCGCCAAGAGCUUUUUAACGUUCUCCUUUUUUAAAACAUCCUUCUCUGUUAUUUAAAGACGCAUCGGGAUUUAUUUAAGGGAACUUUGUGGGGGGCUAUAGGGUGGGAGGGGAGGGGGUGGCCCAUCGUCACUCCCAUUUUAACCGCGCUCGCCGGUGGAUGCCACGCUGAUAACGUGGGUUGGGCAUUUCUUGGAAAGCUGUCAGUUCUCUGCCCCGAGUUCUCUUUAAGCAUUUUGCAAAAUCGAGCCAAGGACUUCCUGCUUUGCUGUGAGGUCUGGCACAUUUUAUGCAGCCAGUGACCUGAUGUGGGGGCACAUUUGCUCACAUGGGAGUUUGUCUCUUUGUGCCUGGAACAACUAAAAGAGCUCCCCUUAUGCUCUGAAUGGAAGGGAGAGUCUGUUUUAUUUCAGGACUUAAGUCAUUUUCUAAGUAGACUCCCCCCCCCUUUCUUUCUUGAGCUGCUUAGUUGCAACUCUUUUAACUGGCUGGGGAUCCUUUAAAAUCCAACCAGGGCUACCAUUUGCCCAGCAUUGGUUAUGUUUUGCUGCUGUGCUAAAGAUUUGGGGGCAGAUUCUCCUAAUUUUGACGCAGCAUCCGGUCUGGAGUUUAGGAGUGGUGCGGUGGCCUAGAGGUGAAGCGCUCAUCUCACCAUCAGAAGGCUGUGAGAGUUCGAUCCUAGGUAGGGGCAGAUAUUUCUCUCUCUCGGCACGCUGAGAAUUUACCUGCUGAACAAAACUCCACAUUGGUGACAGGAAGGGCAUCCGGCCAUUAAAAUACUCUGCUUGCUCCAUUCAGUUGCCCAGAGUCCACCCCCAAGGGAUCAUGGGGUCGUUAAAAAGAAGGUGAUGAUGAUGAUGAUGAUCUGGUCUGGAGGUUACUUUGGAGUAAAGCUGAUGAUCUAAAUUUUCGGCUUGGCUUGUCACUGUUCGAUUCUCCAAUCUGCUGCCCCUUCUAGAGAAACAUAGGCCUUGCAGUAGGAGAGGAGUAACUAGUACAGGCAUCAAUUAUCCCAUUUUUCUUUUGGGAUUGUUUGUUUGGAGCAAAAACAUGUUUGAGCGCACACAGUACAAGGCUCAUUAAACUAGCCAGGGCAGUUACUUGCCAGAGUUGCAGAGUUGUUUUUCUUGCAAACUCCCAAACUCAACUUGAAAGCUUAUCAGCCCCAACUUGAGUGUCUAUUUGCGGCCAGCGGAAAUUGUUUCUCGCAGCCUCCUCUUCCAUUUUUAACCCCAAUUUACUGAUUCUUCCAACUCAAACAGAGGAAAAGCACUUGAUUCAUCGAUUCGUCGAACCCCCUUUUAAAAAAAAAACAAAAAAAAACAGCGAGUUCUGUUUGAUUUGAGACAACCCCCUCUCCCUCCCCCCCACCCCCACCCCAUCUUAGAAAACCAGUUCUUUCCUUUGAAGGGUCUUAGGAUUCUUGGUUAACCUGUGCAAAAUUGUUUCAAGUCUUUUGCAUUUUGUUUUUGUUUUUGUUUUGGGGCCUUUUCUUUUCCCAAUAGUUAAUUUUGGCCUCGUUGGGCUUAAGUUAUUUCUGUUCAAAACGUUGCAGCGGAAGAGCCAAAGACUGCAUAUUCAAGUCGCCCGGUUUCUUUUUGAAACGCAUUUUUCUUCUUCUUUUUCUUCUUCUUCUUUUUUUUUUUUAAAGUACGUGGAUUUUGGUGGAGGGGUGUUGUGUUUCGUCAGAGCUCAGUCCCCACUCUGUGUUAAUUACCUCUCGAAAAGCUGCUUUUGAUCAGUCAUAGGAACAAGCGCUUGGCACUUGGCAGGAUUUGGGCCUUGCAUGAGCCAUUAUCCCUCCCCCCCCCCUCUUCUCCCAAAAGCUUUGGUUGCUACGCGUACUGGUGCCUGCCACAGCUGGAGAAGAACCCCUUAUCUAUUUUUUAAAAAAAGGAAAUGUUCACAAAGCCUCUUGCCUCAGGGAAAUGUUAUGUGGUGGAACUUCUGCCCAAUCUCUCCCCCUCCUGCUUUCCUCCCUUCCCCUCCCUCUCCACCCCGUUGUGUUUUAAGAAGUAGAACUUAACAAGCAAGCCAUGGCACAGGGCAAGAUCAAAGAACGGUGGGGGGGGGAGGCAGGCGGGCGGGCAGUGCCUCAGCGGCAACCGGAGCUGCUCGCCCAGGACUGUGCCUGCCUUGGCUUUUGACUCUUGGGGGAGAUUUUGUUUACGGUGGGCAUAAGCCCCACCAGAUGGCACUUAAAAAUUUUAAAAAGCAGCCUCUUUUUAUGUGCGGAAAGAGCUGUGAUUUAUUUUUGUGUGUUUGGGAGAAAGGGGUGGGGGGGUUGGGUUGGCUGGGGGAAAUGGCAGCCUUUCUAGGAAAAUAAGGAGGGUGGAGGUGACAUGGAAAAUGAUUAAUCUUGUAUACUGCAACUGAAUAAAAUUGUUUUUUUUUUCCAGAA